GAUAUAUGUAACACACUCCAAUGACAAUCGUUUUCGUGUGCGAGGAGGAGACUGGAGGAGAGGCCCGAUACACCCGUUGAUCACGGCGCGCGAUAUGUCACGAUCAGGUUAGAGGACGGGGGAGCGAGCGACGGACGAGUUAUGACGACGAUGAUCAACAACGACGGCGGCAACGACGACGGCAGCGUGACGAGGAUGACAGCGGCGCGCGUUGCCGCGAGCCGCGCGUAGUCCCGGACGGGAGAAUCUCGGACUGUCGCGCGCGCGAGAGAGAGAGAGAGAGAGAGAGCGCGAGGGAACGCGAGGUCGCGAAAGCGUCUCACCUGCACUCCCCGCUCCUCGCUCCUGGAGGAGUGCACCAGCGCGUUUCGACAACCUCGUCAUCCGUAGGUAGGAAGAGGAUCCUCCGCGACGGCGAUUCGCUCCCUUUCCUGGGUAAGAGAGAGAGCAGGAGGAGAAGGUAAGGAUGCCGCUGGUCGUGAGGAACUGCCCGCAUCUGGCCAACCGCGGCGAUCUCGCCUUCAUCGAGGCGGUGAUGGCCCGGGAGGAGCGCUUCGUCAAGUGCAGCGACUGCGACACCCCGGGCCCGAAUCUCUGGCUCUGCCUCUUCCCCGACUGCCGCUGGGUCGGCUGCGCGGAGACGCAUCUCGACCACAGCACCAUCCACAAUCAGAACUUCCCGGCGCACUGCGCCCACAUGAAUCUAUCCACCAACCGGAUCUGGUGCUACGCGUGCAAGAGCGAGGCGAUCGCCAAGCACGUGCCCUCACCCCCGCUGUCACCUACGCAAGUGGAGUUCAAGACCAUGGGCAAGUUCGCCGGGGACGCUCCCGGUGGCGUCGAGUCCAAGCUGGAUUGCCUCGACAGGUUGAUGUUUGAUAAAUUUUACGGAGAUUGGUCAUCAUCACCAUUAAAUAGAAUCAAUUCGGAGAAAGGAAAUUCUUUUAACGAACGAUCCGGGGAUUCUCCCGAUAGUACAGACUCGGACGAGAGCAAGGACUUUUCCGGGAAGCCGAGAGGUCUGGUGGGCUUGCAGAACAUAGGCAACACGUGUUACAUGAACGCAGCACUGCAAGCCUUAUCCAACGUGUCUCCCUUGACUCAGUUCUUCUUGGAUUGCGGCCACAUGGUCAGUUACAUGUCGAAGGACAGGAAACCCGGGCUGAGUCUGAACUACCUAAAUCUCAUUCGGGAUAUGUGGAACAAAAAGACGAGAGGAUACGUCGUGCCGCACGGUAUCCUGUCCGGCAUCAGGACGGUUCAUCCGAUGUUCCGAGGAUACCAUCAACAUGACACGCAGGAAUUUCUCAGAUGUUUCAUGGAUCAACUACACGAGGAGCUGAAGGAGCAUAUCGAGGACGACAGGGACAUUCAGUUGCGGCUGAAGGGACUGGGGGACCAGUCCUCGGAGGACGAGGACGAGACUGAGAUUGACGGCAAUGCGUCCAGUCAGUCCGACGCCGAAUACGAGACUUGCGACUCGGGUGUGAGCGAACAGAGCUCCUUGAGCGACGAGGGCGAACGCGGCACGAAGAGACGGUACUCCCGCGUGUCGCAGACGGAGAAGUUGCGGAACAAGUUCACGAGCAGGAGCAUGAAGAAGUCGAACGUCGAGCCGACGUUGCCGUUCGCGCCGCCGCAACGCUCGCCGCAAAACUCGCCGGCCAAGCAUCGCACUAAAAAACAAAUGAAGACACGCAGCAUUAUCAGCGACACGUUCGACGGCAAGCUUCUGAGUAGCGUGCAGUGCCUGACGUGCGAUCGAAUUUCCACUCGGGUGGAGACCUUCCAGGAUCUGUCCCUGCCCAUCCCGAGCAGAGAUCACAUCGACAUGCUGCAUCAGGGUUCGCUGACGCCGCAGAAGGCCGGUCCGUGUUCCGAUGUGGUCUACGUGACGAAUCAGUCGGGCUGGCUGUCGUGGUUCCUACAGUGGAUGCGCUCGUGGUUCUGGGGACCAGUAGUCAGUCUGCACGACUGCCUCUCCGCAUUUUUUAGCGCCGACGAGCUUAAGGGCGACAACAUGUACAGCUGCGAGAAGUGCAACAAGCUGCGCAACGGCAUCAAGUUCUCCAAAGUCUUGGAAUUGCCCGAGAUACUGUGCGUGCACCUGAAGAGAUUCCGCCACGAGCUGAUGUUCAGCUCGAAGAUCGCCAACUACGUGUCGUUCCCCCUCGAGGGCCUUGACAUGCGGCCCUAUCUGCACAAGGAGUGCGUGUCCAAGGUCACCACUUACAAUCUGAUAUCGGUCAUCUGCCACCACGGCACGGCCGGCGGCGGCCAUUACACCUGUUACGCGCUGAAUCCCAUCGCCAACAAGUGGUACGAGUUCGACGACCAGUGCGUCACGGAGGUGUCGCCGGAAACGGUGAAGCACUGCGAGGCGUACGUGCUGUUCUACAAGAAAUGGUCGCCGGAGAUAUUGCAGCUGCGCGACAAGACCAUGGAGCUGAUGGAGAUAUCGUCCCGCGAGGUGUCCGAUCUGAACUUUUUCGUGUCCCGCCAGUGGAUCAACCGCUUCAACACGUUCUCCGAGCCCGGCCCGAUCGACAACUCCGACUUCCUGUGCCCGCACGGCGGAGUGAUCCCCGUUAGGGCGCAAUUUGUCGACAAGAUCAGCAUGCCCAUACCGCAAGCAGUUUGGGAAUACUUGUACAAUGCAUUUGGAGGCGGCCCAGCCUGCACGCAUCUGUACGAGUGCCCGACCUGCGAAGAAAAGUACGAAUCCUUGCAGAAGCGCAGACAGUACGAGAUGGAGCUGUUUCAACGGCUGAACACGGACAAUCCCACAGCCAUUUAUGCGCUGGCUAUGGCAUGGUUGAGACAAUGGCAGAGCUUCGUCCGAGGCAAGGAGACGCAGCCACCAGGACCAAUCGAUAAUAAUUCCAUCGUUGUAAAUAAAAACGGACAAAAUAGUCUUAAAGUCGGCUCGGAUUACGGCCAGAUCCCCGAAGAAUUGUGGCAAUUCUUCCUGACUACGUAUGGCGGUGGACCAGAGCUAAUGCUGCACUCAUGUCAACGACCGGUGCCCGCUCAGCCUAACGUUUCUAUACAUUCCGCGUCGAAUCCAAAUUUGAUAGAUCCGAAUCUUAAGUGCAAUCGCGUAGAAGCUAAGUCCAACAAACUUUGUACGACCAGGAGCUCGGAGACGAUCUCGCAACAGGACAGCGCGAUCGAGAGCCUAAUUUCGAGCAGCGACUCCCAUCAAACGCAGAGGGACGUGAGCGAGUGAGUAAUGCCGUGCGAAUCGCGAUUUCGCAAGUCUCGUUCGCCACCCGACGAACAUUUCCAUUGGUUUUCCUUAAGUUUAGUCUCGUAAGUAAAUCAAAUUAAUUCUACUUUUUUCGAAAUUUCACGCUUUUCGAAGUUCCACGCCUGAACGAUGCUCGGCGAUUCUUGUUAGAUCUUUACAGACGAGACAGUCUCUCGAUAUUUUGGAAAUAAAACAAUCACUGUCGCUCGAAGAUGAAAAGACAAUCGGACACUUUUGUACACCAGUAGCGAUUUUUGUACGAAAUUUGUAAAACUAUAUUACGUGCCGUCGCGUGCUGAUAUUUGAAGGUAUUGAAGUCUCAAAAAGAGGGACUCUAUACAUAUGAGUACAUGUUGAAUGACUGCGUUUUUGCGAUAAUAUAUCUUGACGGUAAUUGCAUCUAAAAUCAAAAUAUAUAGCGACAUAUUAGUCGCUUGCUUGAAAGAACCGAGGGCAGAACGUUUGUUGUCUCUUAGUUCGCUAUGUAAUAAGAGAGCACCGAGGAAUGCCGUGCUCGAGCAUACGGCACCUCUUUCCAAAUCAAAUCGAUUCUUUUAUUUCCAAAUCGUCGGUUUGGAAAAUGGAAUGACACUGAUUGCUUUAAGUCCAUUGCUCCGACGCUGUAAAAUCGCGUGAUCGCGCACGUUUUCUCGACGGCGUGGAAUUUCAUCCGUGUACAACUUCAUCGAUGGGAAUAUUGUAUGUGGUGGGAAACGUAGUUAGAUAUAUAUACAUAUAUAUAUAGUACAAAAAGAUUUGCUAAUAGACAAAUUAUUAUUUAAAUAUUAAAUCUUUAGCUCGUACUCUUUACCCAAAGUCUAGGCCGUAACAUCCGCGCGACCUCGAUAUAUAGUUGUACCGUGUUUUCGAUGUUUGUACAUUCGCCGCGGCGUGUGCGUGUCAUUCCUGCACAGAAAUAUACAUGUGGCUAUCUCUCGUCUGCCCUUCGUGUUUCGAAGUUAUGUACAUAUAAACGGUCGUCAAUUCUUCUCCGUUGGCCGGGGAGGUUCCUUUUUCCUUUCAUCCGGAAAGAAAGAAAAAAUAUAUAAAAGAUACGGAAGACUGACAAAUCGAUUUUAUUUAAAGAGAAAUAAAGCUACGUGCAGUUAUAAUUUAUAAUUGAAUUUAAGCCGGCAACUCACGAAAUCGCGUACGCAGUGCGAUGCAAAGGACUUGAAUAAUCUUUACGUUUUUUUUUUCAACAGAGAAUUAUUUUUGUUGUUAUUUAGUGAAUUUAUUUACCGUAUACGUACCGUUCAUAAUAUUUACCGGAGCCGGCGAGGGUCCCUCGUAGCGUACGAUUCGCGCCGAUUUUUUUUUUGCCUUUUUUUUUAAAUAUACGAAACAGUUGAGCUUGGCAAUUAUUUGUUUAAGCGACAAAACGUGCUUCUUAAGGCUCCUGUUUCCUACAGCCGCGUUAAAGUGUGACGUCAGAAAGAUAAAUCCAUUAGAUAAAUCAUUUUUUUUUUAUUACGCGUCGAGUGCCAUCACGUUAAGCGUAACAAAUCUUAUCUUUAUAUCUCUUUGCCCCCUUCUCGCAGAAUUUUGACAUAAUGUUCAAGUAUUUAUCGAGCACGUUUGUAUCGUGUACAAAGGAGAGAGGAUUGCCAUGGUUUAUAAUAUUUGAGGAUUCAUUUAAAUAUUGGACAUUAGUAUUUACAAUUGUAUAUGUUAAACUAUAACAUAUAUUCUCCACAUAUCUUUGUAAUAAAUAUCACUUUCAAUUUUAUAUGUCACGGUAAUCGUUUCUAACGUCUAAACAAUAUAAUAAUAUGAAAUCGUUGAAAUAAUUUUAGAAUUAUUUGACUUGGCUAUAUCAAGACUAUAAAGCGUAGUCUAGAAGCAGGAGCUUAAUACAUUGAGCUAUAUAAAUACUAAAGUAUAUAGUGUUACAUAAGCACUAAGUGAUUCUAAAUACUUGGACAUUUAUGUAUUAAAAGUGCACACUCUUUCUCUCUCUUUCAAAUUUCUCUCUAGUACUUAAGAAGCGUGUUCGAUCGCAUAGACCAUUAAUUGCGUAGUUUAAUUAUUUUAUGCUCGUUAAAAAAAGAAAUGAAAAAAAUCGCGUGCCGCGAGCUGCCCGUGUAAGCUCAGUUGUGUUUUUUUCGUGGGUCUCGGUUUUAUCACCGAAGACAUUUGUUCCCGGAAAGAACGACUUUGCUGAAAUAUCUGAAAUUUUAGCUGGAUACAGAUCCGAAAAUAAUUCUGUUGGAAGCAAAAAUAAAAAUAUUAAUCAUAAAUUCAAUUUGAAAUAAUUAAAAAUAAUUAAUAAUGUUGGAAACCUCAAAAAUUGAUUGCUGGAAUAUCAAAAUUUUUUGUAGCUCACAAAAAUCUUAGUGUUUGAGUUUUCAACGCAUUUCAUUUUGAUGAUUCAACAAAAGUAUUUUCAAAUCUGAAUUCCGGCUAAAUUUUAGAUAUUUCAGCAAAGUCGUGCUCUCUGUGGAACGAUCGUUCAUUUUAAUACCACAAUUGCAUAUUGCGAGGAAAUAGAAGGAAGCCGCAGUUCAAUGCGAGUUCCGCUCGCAGGGACGCAAACAAUUUUAAAAGAAUUGUUAAGGCUAAUUGUCUGUAAUCAUUAUCCAGAGCGAAGUGCAUAAGGAAAUAAUAAAUAAGUUGGUUUCUUUAUUUAUUGAAAAACAUCCAGACUACGUCAUUUCCAAGCACGUUUUCUUCGCAGUCUGAAGUAGAAGAUUUAUUCGUUCUUUUACAGCUAUGGAAUUUAUUCGUUUUACAAUAAAUCAAUUUACCGUGGCUUGCUAUAAAAUUAAAUAGGAACUCUCGCAAGUUAGAAAUUCGCAGUUGCAAAACGUCCAGUUGAGCCACGAUUGAUCGGAUUAAUAUAUUAUACCAAUUUCGAACUUUAAGCCUCACACAGCAUUACAAAUGAUCUCUCCCCGCAAUGCUGCACAAUAAAUGCAAUCUCAUUCUGUAAAUUUAAUCAGGAAGCACCAAGUUCUUAAGCUGUCUAAUCUACUUCUCUAUUUGAUACAACAAGAUUAUGUGGUUAAUGAUGAUACGAAUAAAGUGAUCCAAGCGUUCCUUUGAA
Molecule: messenger RNA, 6296 nt
Organism: Wasmannia auropunctata (little fire ant)
Lineage: Eukaryota; Metazoa; Arthropoda; Insecta; Hymenoptera; Formicidae
Gene: Usp20-33
Product: ubiquitin carboxyl-terminal hydrolase 20
Exons: 4
Coding region: 467-3229 (920 amino acids)
Biological process (GO): protein deubiquitination
Molecular function (GO): zinc ion binding; cysteine-type deubiquitinase activity
Source: RefSeq, a predicted model, not a curated record